CCCCCACCACUUUUUUUUUUUUCUUUUUUUUUUUUCUCUUGCUGCCUGAUCAUCUCCUGCGUGGAAAUGCAGCCUGCAUGCACCUUCUACUGGAAUGCUCCUUUUCAGAAGUGAAGUGAUGGGAAUAAUAAUCAGUGGACAGCGACACAGGUGGAAACACGGCAACGUGUCCGCCGCGGCGAGUCCGAAUAGCGGCGAGGCUCUUUGAAGGUGACGUUGCUGGAGAUUUGGCAGAACCCGUUGGAGAAGCAGCUUGUAGAAGCAUCCAGGAGGAUGAGGAUCAAGUACGGCAUACCCGUCGUCUUCUUCCUGGCGCUUGUGAUCAUUGAGAAGGAGAGCAACAUCAUCUCCAGGGUCUCGGAUAAGCUGGCGUCCAAGCAGACCCCCCAGACUCCGAUACAACCAGGGGGCUUGCCCAGCGCGGCAAGAAAGCACAAUGCUUCCGUGGCCUCGGCCUUCAGGCUGAUGAAGUGGCGCCUGGAAAACUUCAACGACUAUCAGGCGGCGAAUGGCAGGAAGCACAUCCUCCUUUUAGCCACCACCAGGACGGGCUCCUCUUUCGUGGGCGAGUUUUUCAACCAGGAGGGCGACAACAUGUUCUACCUGUACGAGCCGCUGUGGCACGUGGAGAAGAUGCUGACGCUUGCGACGGGCGGCACCAACGCCACGGCCGUCGCCAAGGCGUACCCCGAGGUGCUAAGACAGCUCUUCCAGUGUGACUUCUCCCUGCUUGAGAGCUUCAUUGACCCCCUCCCCACAGAUCACAUUACCGCCUCGCUGUUCCGUAGGGAGUCCAGCAGCUCCCUGUGCGAGGAGGCGGUCUGCAGCCCCUUUGUAAAAGGGGUCUUUGAGCGCUAUCAUUGCAGGAGCAGGCGCUGUGGGCCCCUCAACCUGACCUUGGCGUCAGAGUCCUGCCUCCACAAGGAGCAUAGAGCCAUUAAGUCAGUGAGGGUGCGCCAGCUGGAAAUCCUCCGCCCCCUCGUGGAGGACCCGCGUUUGGACGUGAAAUUCAUCCAUCUGGUUCGGGAUCCCCGCGCCGUGCUCGCCUCCCGCAUGGUGGCCUUUGCUGCCAAAUACAAGAACUGGAAGCAGUGGGCCACGGACGGCGACGUGCCCCUCGACGACAACGAGGUUAAGAAGCUGAAGAGCAACUGCGACACCAUCAGAAUGUCGGCCCAGGCGGGCCUGAGGCGGCCGGCGUGGCUGCGCGGGCGCUACAUGCUGGUGCGCUACGAGGACAUCGCCCGCUUCCCCAUGAGGAAGGCCGGCGAGAUGUACAAGUUCGCCGGGAUCCCCUUCACGCCGCAGGUUAAGGCGUGGGUCCUGAAAAACACGCGGGCCUCCAAGGAGAGGAGCGGCCUCUACUCCACGCAGAAGAACUCCUCCGAGCAGGUGGAGAAGUGGAGGUUCACGCUGCCCUUCAAAAUAGCACAAGUGGUGCAAGAAGUCUGCGGUCCUACGCUGAAGCUUUUCGGCUACAAAUUGGUCUCAAGCGAGGAGAUGCUAACGGACAAGUCCAUAAGUUUAAUCGAAGAUAAAGUUUUUGACUUUUUAUAGACCCUCAGAGCAGGGAUAUUUAACUAGACUAUUUUGGGGGGGAAGAAGCAGCUGAACCGGAAGGCAAAGCUCUCAAUUUACCGGUCGAUCUAUGUUCCCAUCCUUACCUAUGAUCAUGAGCUUUGGGUUAUGACCAAAAGGACAAGAUCACGGGUACAAGCGGCCGAAAUGAGUUUCC
Molecule: messenger RNA, 1735 nt
Organism: Entelurus aequoreus (snake pipefish)
Lineage: Eukaryota; Metazoa; Chordata; Actinopteri; Syngnathiformes; Syngnathidae
Product: carbohydrate sulfotransferase 3-like
Exons: 3
Coding region: 274-1557 (427 amino acids)
Biological process (GO): carbohydrate metabolic process; N-acetylglucosamine metabolic process
Cellular component (GO): Golgi membrane
Molecular function (GO): chondroitin 6-sulfotransferase activity; N-acetylglucosamine 6-O-sulfotransferase activity
Source: RefSeq, a predicted model, not a curated record